UGUGUGUGGAAUGAGGCCACAUUACAAUAGUUCCCUGUCAGCUGGUCUAUGUGCAGGACGUGCAGACUUCUUCCUUGUUUGACAUAUGCUCAAGGCACUAUGCUCAGUCACACAUUUUGCAGCCCGUCAGAAACCAGGUUUUCUUGUGAGUACAAGCUUGAUAUGAAUUCACCAAAACCAGAAAAGGAAAAGCUGUCUCUGGCAAAGAACAAAGACAGCUACAAAUGCCGGCAGUCUCAUUUCCACAAUGAUCUCAACUGCCCAGUCUGCCUACAAACAGCUACUAUGCCAGUAGAGACCAACUGCGGCCACUUAUUUUGUGGCUCCUGUCUGAUGACCUACUGGAGGCAUGACCCCUGGUUAGGAGCUAUGAGUUGUCCACUUUGCAGACAAAAGGUUGUUAUACUUUACAAUGAUUUUUGGGAAAAUCAGCCAGACCAGCUGAGCAGAGACAUCGUACAAGACAUAAGGCAUUACAACAAUCGGUUCUCAGGGAAACCAAGACCUUUCACAGAUUACCUUUAUGAUAUGCCAUCACUGCUGCAUCUGGCUUUGAGAAGAAUCUUCACUAUGGGUGGACUUGUGUGGGUCUUCUGCCUUAGGAUUUUAGUGUGCUUAUUUGGAGCAAUCGUGUGCUUGUCUUCCCCAUUUGAUGCAAUCCCAGACCCCAUGUGUGGAAUCCUCAGUAUUAUUGAUGACCUAGUUGUUGUCUUCCUUCUUCUAAUUUGUGUUAUAAACAUUUUCCAGCAGCUUGGCCAGGAAGGCAGGAGCAUAGGCCAUUCUACAGCAGAAAACAACGUGUCAGAAUACUGACCAGCACAAUCUGCCAAUUCAUUUUGUUUGAAAUCUUCUACAAAUGCUAUCUAUUCGAUUUCUUCAUUUUUAACAUUUAUGUACGUUAAAGGCUGAAGAGCAACCUAAGCGAUUAGUUUCCAUGGUGAUGGCACACCUAGACAAAAUGUUCCAUGGCUCUAUAGAUGAGGCAGAUGCCCCAAAAGCAUCCAUUUUAUACUGUGUUUUAAGUUUUGCAGACAUGGAAAGUGGCAUAUUCAAUACUGGUUCAGCUGCAGGUAUAUUAGUGCAACACUAUAUUUAUAUUUAAGUGUUGCCAGUACCUUGCAAAGAACCAACAGCUGGCCAUCAAGAAGUAUCAAUGGCCCUUCAGGGCUCCAAUUUCAUUGGGGUAUGGUGGGUGGAUGCAAUAAAAUGGCAGUUUUCAUCUUGAAAUGAAUUCUAAAGGCAACGUUAAUUUAAUGGAUUAUUCCACUGAAGUUCUAUACUGUACUCUUAUGUUAAUAUAAGUAGCCUACUGUACAACACAACUACAUCACACAAUAAGGUAACCCAGGUUAUCAUACAAGCAUCACAGAAUCUGGUAUGAACCUGCUAGUUGAAAAGUAGUUUGUUUUGUUAUAGUUUUUUUUUUAGCGCUUUGCAUACAAAAACAACAGUACUGUCUACCUGAAACCAGUACAAAGAAGGCCAGCACAAAUAUGAAAUAAGUUGCUUUUUACAUUGAAAACAUUUUUUAUGACGACAAGGGGAAUAGCCAUUUCACCCCUUACAUUGUUUUAACUACAUUAGUUGUAUUUCUUUGUAGAUCCCUCCAAAGGGAUCAAUAGAAUUUAGCACUGAUAUCAUUUAAUUUGGAUUAAUUAAUGAAUUUUAAAGAUGAAAAUGUGUAUAAAUUGUACUUCCAGUAUUGAGCACAUUGAUGUACUUGAAUGCAAUGUUACAGGGUGUAUGCACACACUUUUGUAUUUAUUAUAUUAAAUUUGUUCAUUGUAUUACGUGUAUUUUUUUCAAUAAAACAUUCAAAGACCA
Messenger RNA from Xenopus laevis (African clawed frog), 1824 nucleotides. RefSeq names its product provisional ortholog of ring finger protein 170 L homeolog. The record is from RefSeq and is a predicted model, not a curated record. Bases 49 to 813 code for a protein of 254 amino acids. The transcript has 6 exons. Gene Ontology annotation, molecular function: ubiquitin protein ligase activity. Lineage: Eukaryota; Metazoa; Chordata; Amphibia; Anura; Pipidae.